Cheilinus undulatus (humphead wrasse) is the source of this 4039-nucleotide messenger RNA. RefSeq names its product solute carrier family 43 member 3-like. Gene Ontology annotation, molecular function: transmembrane transporter activity. Gene Ontology annotation, biological process: transmembrane transport. Bases 534 to 2045 code for a protein of 503 amino acids. The transcript is spliced from 14 exons. The record is from RefSeq and is a predicted model, not a curated record. NCBI's taxonomy places the organism in Eukaryota, Metazoa, Chordata, Actinopteri, Labriformes, Labridae.
UGUUAUGCUUGCACUACUGUCAUUAAUUAAUUAAAUGUGAGCUCAGUGAUAGAAAAUCCGUAAGAUUAUCCAAUAAUUCUCAACCAAACCGUUAAUGAGAAUUACGUCGUGUAUUACUGACACCCAUAUGCUAAUGUGUUUUCCCGCCCUGUGUCCACCUGUUAGAGCUGGCUCUAUGACAGACGGCUGACAGCCACAGCUCUGCACAUUAGACAGACUAAGAGCUGCUCGGUAUUUAGAGGCUCAUCACUAUCCCGAACAGUCCCAGAACAUCUGUAGAGGAUGUUUGGAUCACCUGGAUAUUACAAGAGAUCAGCAGGGCAUACUCUUCAGGGCUGGAGGAUACCGACCAAAAUCAUGGCAGUUUUCAGUUAAUUGAAACUUUAAUCCAAUAAAGCCCCUUUCUGCUCCACUCCAAGAGGACAUAGAGGAAGAUAAAGAGAGAAAAAAAAAACACAGAAGACCUCUUUCUCUGGGGAAUACAAUAACACCGGAAGUGAACUUGUUGGCGACGUAGUGAAGCAGACACCAGCAUGCAGGGCUGUGGAGCGGGUACCAGGCUGCGCUACAGGCUGACUCUGGUCACAGGGAUGGUGGAGUGCCUGUGCUUUGCUGGACUGAUCUUUGGAUUUGCCUCUCUGAUGUUUGUGUUGAAGGCGGAUGGCUACUUCAGUGAUUUGUGUGUAAACAGCCCAGGCACCAACAUUACAGACUGCAGUAGACAAGAUGAGCAGUUCUCUCUGAUCUUCACCAUCGCCUCAUUCCUCAACAAUUUCAUAAACCUAAUCACUGGUUAUCUAUUUGAUCGAUUUGGCACCAUGGUCACCAGAUUGCUGGGAAUAUCUGUGUACACGACUGGAACCCUACUUGUGGCCUUUUCUAGUGCUGAAAUUUCUAACCUGCUGUUUCCAGCGCUGUCCUGCAUUGCUGUUGGAGGAGUUCUGUUCCUUCUAACCAACAUGCAGGUAGGGAACCUGUUCCCGGCUCAUCGCUCCACCAUUAUCACUCUCUACAACGGUGCCUUUGACUCCUCUUCUGCUGUGUUUCUCCUCUUUAAGGUUUUGUAUGAGCAGGAUGUUUCCCUCCGUACAUCCUUCCUUGUUUUGUCCUUCUGCAGCAUUAUACACCUGGUGAGAACCUUUGUGCUGAUGCCGAGGACCCACAUCCCCUAUACUCUGCCACAAUACUACACCUAUGGAUUGGAUUGUGGUAAGGCAAACACCUAUAAUGUAGAGCAGUUUGAAAACGUCAGGGAGGGUGCCAUGGCAGGUUCACAGGAGUCCAGUGGGAAGGACAAAAUGCCUUCAGCAGCACAAGACUCAGAAAAGAAAGUGGCGAGUUUCAGGAGCUGUGUGCUGACUCCGUUCUUCAUGUUCCACCUGAUGUGGUUGUCUGUAAUGCAGCUGAGGCAUUACCUCUUCAUCGGCACUCUCAACCCUAGGCUCAACCGACUGGCGAACAAUGACCCUGACCUGGUGAGUCAGUACACGAAUGCUUUCGCCAUAACACAGCUGUGUGGAGUGCUGUGUGCUCCCUGGAACGGCCUCAUCAUGGACAGACACAAGGGGAAGCCUCUGGCUCUUGGAGUCACAGAGCAGGAGGCAGACCUGCGCUCCUCUGUUCUGUCUCUUUUCCUCACCUGCCUGCAGUGCCUGCUCUUCUCUGUGUGUGCCUCCAUUCCUUUCCUCCCUCUGCAGUACCUCACCUUUGUUCUUCAGGUCCUCAAUCGCUCCUUCCUUUAUGGGGGAACUGCAGCAUUCAUAAGCAUUGCUUUUCCAGCACCUCACUUUGGAAAGCUGUACGGCACAGUGAUGUCCAUGUCUGCUAUUAUCUCUCUGCUGCAGUACCCGUGCUUUGCCUUGGUUAAAGGAGCUCUCGGUGGAGACCCCUUUUAUGUGGACACUGCUCUGAUUCUUCUCACUCUGCUGGUGUUCAUCCAUCCCAUCUAUGUCUUCAUACACUGCAGGAGAGUAGCCCGCAACAGAGAAGACCAAAACCAGAACAAGAUUGACAAGGGCACAGCAAUGGCAGAAGCUAAGUUAUAGAAACAUGAAGUGUUUUAGAAUACACUGUAUGGACAAAAGUAUUUGGCCACCUGCCCAUUACAGCAACAGGGACUGUAAUGACAUGUAGUUGUUAUUGUAGAGUUGUCCCCUCUUUUGCCGGUAUAACAGCCUCCGCUAUUCUUGGAAGGCUUUCCACCAGAUUUUGGAGUGUUUUUGUGAGAAUUGGUACACAUUCAUUGUGUAAGAGCAUUUGGGGUUUAGGUCAGGGUCAGUCAUAUUCUUCCACACUGACCUCAUCAAUCCAUGUCUUGUCCUUGCUUUAUGCACUGGGGCACAGUCAUGUUGGAAUAGAAAAGGCCUUCCCCAAACUGUUUCCACAAAGUUGGAAGCAUAGCAUUUUCCAAAAUGUCCUGGUAUGCUGAAACAUUAAGAUUGCUCUUCACUGGAGAAAAGGGGCUUAGCCCAAACCCUGAAAUACAGCCCCAUACCAGCAUCCAUCCUCCACCAAACUUCACAGUUGGCACAAUGCAGUCAGGCAGGUAAUGUUCUCCCAGCAUCUGCCAAACCCAGACUCACCCAUCUGACUGCCAAACAGAGAAGCGUGAUUAAUCACUCUGCAGAACAUCUUCCCACUUCUCCACAUUAAGUGUUGGUGUGCUCUACACCACUCCAUUGGACUCUGUGAUGUGUGGCUUGUAUACAGCUGCUCGGUCAUGAAGCGCCCAGCACAGUUUUUGUGCUUACAUUAAUGCCAGUGAAAAUUCAUAACUCUUCAGCAGAACAUUGGUGACUUUUGCGCACCAUUUGCAUGGCAGUCAUUCACUCUGUGAUUUUACAUCGUCUUCGGUUGAGUUGCUUUUGUUCUUAGACUCUUCGAAUUUCUAGUAAUAUCCCUUACAGACUGUGGGGAUGAAAUCCAACAAACUGCAAAGGUGGCAUCCAUCACAGUACCAUGCUUGAAGUCACUGAGCUCUUCAGAGCGACCCAUUUUGUAUCACAAAUGUUUGCAAAGCUGGAGACUGCAUGGCUAGGUGCUUGAUUUUAUCUGUGGCAACAGGUCAGAUUUAAACACCUGAAUUUAGUAAUGAACAAUUGUGGCCAAAUACUUUUGUCCACAUAGUGAAUACGUAGAGGCCUUACUGUUUGGGUUUGAAAUGCUUUUCCUGUAACACAAAUCUCUGGGGGGAAAAGAAGGUGACAACUGCAAAAAAAAUUCUUUGGUUCCAACACUCAAAGUGUUAGAAAAAAAAAUAACAUCAUAAUGUUGUUUACAUAGCUACAGACUUCAAAGUAUAUGACAGAAGAGUUCAGAAAUCUUUUUUUUUACUGAAGUAAGCUUUCAUGUGUCAUGACAUGUGCCUGCACCGGUCUUUCACAGUGUUGUUAGGUGACAUUAUGCCACAGUUGGCACAAGUUGAGCAGCUUAGCAUUGUUUGAUGGCUUAAUCAGUAUCUCAUAAAGUAGCAUGAUGUUACUUGAGCAGCCCAGUUAUUUCAUAGCUUAAUCAGUACUUCAUGAAGUAGAAUGAUGUGUACCUGUGUUAAUCUUAAAAGAAACUAAAACAGAAUGGCUUUUAAGCAUGCACCCAUGCUCUUCCUGAACUAAAACUUUAGUUCUUUUUAAAAAGGAGUAAGAACUUUUUACAUUUUAUGUUUUGAUUUCUAAAAAAUAAAACAUCUGUGUGUUAUUUUAUCUAGCUGUUAUUUUUCCAAUUAAAUGCAUAAAUUACAAAAUUGUAUUUUGAAGUUAGAAGAAAUGUUGUGGGCAGUAAAGUAAAGUUAAUUUUGAUGAAACACAAGCAGGAAAAGAAGCAACAUAAAAUGACGAUCUUGUCUCUUUAUGCUUCUGCUCAGUUAUAGACAACAAAAAAGGGAUUUAUACAAGUUUUGUGCACUUUUGUAUGCAUAUCUUAAUCCACUUUUUCUGAUAAAUGUUCUUUUUUAUAUAUUUUUGUGAGAACAAAUUCACAAGUUUCUAAAUAUUUUGUAUAAAAUGUUUCACAAAAAUAAUAAAAUUUUUGAAAAUAAUGAUGU